Messenger RNA from Acanthoscelides obtectus, 8445 nucleotides. Lineage: Eukaryota; Metazoa; Arthropoda; Insecta; Coleoptera; Chrysomelidae. The record is from the annotation of a GenBank genome assembly.
CAGUCUCUUCGGCGAAAUCACGGAUUUUGCUGAUAAGAUUCUCGCAGAAGUCCUUUGAGCUGCGCAAUAUGUGUUCUGGCCCGGACUAGCCUACUGGUUCUUGAGACAGCCUGGGAUUUGGCCUCUAAAUGUUACACUCUAACGCCCGGUUUUCCAAACGCAAGUUAAUUUUCAGUUUGGUUCUAGUUAAUUGAUUGAUCACUGAUGUGGCAACGCCGCUUCUAAAUCUGAAUCAUCGUGUUCUGUGCGUAAAUAAAUAGGUUAGAGCAAACCUGAUAUUGAAAAAUGCUUUUUGAGGCUUAACUUCCGGUUAGCAGUGAAAUUGCGGAACUCAGCACUACGACAACCUUCAGCAGCAACAACAACAGCAGCAACAGCAACAGGACGCUGCCGCCCAACAGCAGUUGCAUCAUCUGCAGAAGCAACCUUUGAAGGACACCACCAACACCACUGCUGUUAAACAACAUAAAUUGACCAACGGAGGUAGUGUCGAGGACAACAAUAAUCAUCAACAGCAGCCUGAAUCGACGCAACAGACCCACGAAAAUACUAACGGCACAUCUAACAACAACAACCAACAGGGUAGCCGCUCUUUGCAGUGCUUAGAGACCUUAGCUCAGAAGGCAGGCAUCCACGACAUCACCCCUGACGACUGCAAGUACGAUGUGGCCAACACUCUGCUGAACCUGGACAGAGGCCACGAGUUCAUUAAGCAGAGCGUCGAAGUGAUGUCUGGCAACAUGGCUGACAUCAAGCAAGACCAGCAGCAAAUGGACGCUAACGCCCAAGCGCAAGCCCAGGCACAGGCGCAGGCUGCCGCGCAACAGCAGCAGAUCCAGCAACAGGUGCAACAAGCUAUGCAACAACAACAACAACAGCAAGCGCAACAGCAGCAACAACAGCAGCAGCAGACAUUGGUGCAGGCGCAGAGUCCGCAUAUGCAACAGGUGACUGUAGGAUCAGCUGGCCAAUGUGUUACGACCUCGAUGGCUCCUCAACAACAGCAAACCCAACAGCAGCAACAACAGCAACACGCCGUCACGAUGCACCAACAGCAACAGCAGCAACAAGCCCAACAGUCACAGCAGCAGGUACAGGUGCUACAGACGCAAGCGGCCCAAGUCCUACAAACAGCAGGUAGUGCUGCCGGAGCCACUAUAACCACCAUGUCCCCACUGCAACAAAGCCAGGCCCAGCAACACCAGCAACAAUUGGGAGCUGACUGGAGCCAUGGCAGGGCGGUCCAGGUGAUCCAACAACCCAUUCAGAACCCUACCUAUUUGCAGCAGUUGUACCAAGGAGCCCAGGGACAGUUGCUGAUGCCUGGGAAUAUCAGCAAUAUUGCUCUGCAUCCGAGUAUCAAUCCUUCGCAAAUACAGGUGAUAGCGAAACCUUUCCAAGGUAACCAGUUGGCGCCACACAUGCUCACUACUGCACAGGGCAAGCAAGUUUUACAAGGAAGUCAAGCAGCAACGUUCCCUGGAUAUACGACAAUCCCAACGAUACCAACCACCCAAAACCAACAAACGUUGGUCUUCAGCCAAUUGGGUGUUAUCAGUUCUCAACCGAAUAUCUUGCCCAAUCAUUCGCAAGGUAACGCGCAGGUAGCCCAGCAGAAACCACAAGAGAUGCAUAAGGUGAUGGGCGGUCAAAAAGUGCAAAUGCAAAAAGUGUCGGCGGGUAGUACCGGCGCUGUUGCUCAGACACAACAACACCAACAACAGGCUCAGCAACAGCAGUGCGUUCAAGUUUCACAAGCAAUGAUCGGCACACAGCCAACCGCUCAAAUUAUCAGUCCCAUACAACCUGGAGGACAACCAAUGCAGUUCGCUGCCCCGUGGCAAUUUGCUAACGGCUUGCAACAGGUGUGGACAACAAACGGAUUGCAGUCUCAAGCUCUCCAACUGGCCCCUAAUCCAAUUUUUAUCAGAGGUACCCAAGCUGAUGGAACGCCUGGACCUGGCAUGUUCAUACAGCAGAAUCCACAGACUGCCACCAUACAGACGCAACAAAACCAAGCUAUAGCAGCUGCCCAAGGUACUGUGCAGCAAAUAACGAAACCUAGACCACCGAACGAGAACAUUCAGCCGAAACAGCAAGCGACCAGACCAUUGAAUAUCCUGCCUUCCAAUGCUGCCAACAUUAGGCCUGCCAGUUCUGUAUCCACCCAAACUAUCGGAGCUCAAACACCCGCUUCGAUGGGCGGAAAACCUGGCACGAAAAUCAGGACGAAAGCUCCUCAAAUUCGAACAUCACCGGCUCCAAAGGCAGAUGCUGCAAAUCAAACACAAAUCAAACCGUAUACGAACCUGCAGCAUCAUAUAGUCGGAAACAAUGUUAGCCAAUCCCCUUACAGGAUGCUGGUGAUGAACUCGAACGGGAUGACAGCUACGAUGACACCCGGCUCGCCGAUGACGGCAGAGAAGGCUCAACAAUUGGCCAAUCAGAACAAACAGCAACAACAAAAUCAACAGCAACAAGUUGUGUUGCAACAGCAACAGCAGCAGCAACAGGCGCAACAGCAAGCCCAACAGCAACAACAGAUUCAACAACAGACUCAACAGACCAUGCAGCAACAGUAUCAGCUGCAGCAGCAAGGGCAACAGCAACAGCAGCAUAUACAACCUAAGCCGAUGAUGAUUCAAACAAUUCCUGCCAUCCAAUCUCAACAGAUUCAAAUGGCAGGAGAUAGGCCCGUUAUGCCUGUGGUUUCGAUGUCGACGCAACAGGUCAAUCCCCAGCAAGUGCAACAAAUGCAACAACAGAAUCUCAAUAUACAACAGGGCAUGCAACUUCCUGGCAACCUUGCUGUCACUCAGCAGCCUAUGCAGAUGAACAUGCAGCAACUACAACAGCUGCAACAAAUGGCUGCACCAGGUACGAUAAUAGGUCAGAUCCAAUCAGCUCCUGCUGCUGCUCAACCUACUGCCACAACUCAACCUGCCACUCAAGCUGUUCAACCUCAAGUCACACCCACAUCGCAAAUUCAACCGAUUCAGCAACAGCAACAACAACCAAAUACCGUGGCUGUAGCGGCACAGCAGGUAGAUAUUUACAAAUUAUUGAAAAAUAAGAUGUGUUUUGACCACUACCAGAGGCUUCUCAAACUUAUUCAGGUACAACCUUUACCUGCGACAAUACCAACCGUAACGACAACCAAGGAAGAUCAACCAGCCACCCCAGCACAACCUGAAUCUGCUGAUCACUCGACCGCCAGUCAAUCGACUAAUCAAGGACAAACGCAACAUCAGCAGUCUCAACCAAUUACAAUGGGCGUACCUCCAAACACCCAUCAAAUGGAUAACAAAGACGCAGCAGGUCAAGGACAGACGCCUACACCUGAAGCAUCAACAACAGUACCUGAAUCCAAGGAAGCGUCUCAGUCGACAGAUCAGAAACAACCAAUGGUAAACAGCGUGGAGCCCUCGGUAGUUCAACCGGCUCCAAUUCCUGGUACCGUUCCGUCCCAACCGACUACGAACACCCAGGAGAAUGGGUUGCCUGCUGCAGUUACUGCUGAAGAGGUAAAGGAAAGAUGUCCGCCAAAGGCUAUGGUCAAGCCUCAAGUGCUGACGCACGUGAUUGAGGACUUUGUCAUCCAGGAAUCUUCAGAACCCUUCCCGGUCACCAGAAACUGUCUACUGGGCGAUAUCAAAUCGGCGCAAUCUUCCAAUGAUAAGGAGACAGACGAACCUCCACGGAAGAAGAGAGCGUCUUCCCCGACCAGCGGUAAAGGUGACAUGGCCAAAUGCGAAGCUUGCGGAGUUGUUGAUCUUAAAGCUAAGUUUAAGAAGAACAAAAGGUUUUGCUCUAUCGCCUGCUCAAAAAGUGGCAAGUACAAGGAUGAUAAGAAGAAGUGGGAUAAAAACGAAAGCAUGGAAGUUGAUACUGAAUCUGGAACUUCAGGAGCGGAAAGUAGCUUGAGCCCUACGACUGGAGAUGACGAUACACCGAAGGUGGAUCCCAUGAAAUGGAGUGUUCAAGAGGUAUUCACCUUCAUCAAAAAUCUAGGUGAAGGUUGUUCCGACUACGCUGAAGAUUUCCUGAUACAAGAAAUUGACGGGCAGGCAUUGAUGUUGCUGAAAGAGGACCAUUUGAUGACAGCUAUGGCCAUGAAACUGGGACCAGCCCUGAAGAUUGUUGCCAAAAUAGACGAUAUGAGAGUGAACAAAGAUCCACCGAAGCAAAGUUAAAAUAAUCGAAUGGUGUGAGUUUCAUUAUUGUAAAAAGUUUGUAAAUAGAUUAUUUAUAUCCAUCGUAUUCCUAAGGUUUUGUUGAACGGUAAUCUUUAAUAAGUCAUAGGAGUGUACGUUAUUUUGAAGAGACAAUUCAAAUUUAUUAAUGAAAUGAUUUGUUUCAAUUGUACUUGUGAUCAUUCAAAUCCCUAGUUAAUGGUGUGCUAUUUCAUGCUCAAAGUGGGUGUUUGUAAAAAUGUAACCCAUUAACCGAUAACGAUUUUCAGCAGCCUCAAUUUUGUCAUAUUUCUUAUAGUAUAAUGCAGCUCCCCUCUACUUAAUUUUAGAAUUUGUUCGUAAGCUGGAAUUCGGGAUAAUGAAUAUGAAUGAAUAUUUUAACUAAAAUCAACAUUUAAAGAUAGCGACUGGACACCAUCUUUGGACAUUUUUUAUAUGGAAUGUGGGUCAUUUCGAGGCUUUGUAUUAGUACUUCGUAACCCCCCACUAUUAAUUCACUAUCUUCCAAAAUAACAGUCUGACAAAGUAGAGCUUUUUUGUAUAUUGAAUCACUUAUAAACUCAACAACUCAAAACACUAUGGUAUACCAGUCUUCUUUUAGAAGGGUCUCUAUAAAUGUGCAAUAAAAUAUGAAACAUUCCGUAAAAAAUGAUGUAUUUGACAACCUUUUUGAAUAAAACAUCCCAUAUUUUAUUACAUGUUCGGAUGAACUCUUCCAAGAAAAAAAGAUAUAACAUACAUAAUAUGGCAUUUUCAUAAUUAAUUGUUGAGAUUUUGAAAGCCUGCCAAUCCAGCAUUUUGGAAGACAUUAAAUUCAUAGACUAGGUUUAAAAAGGAGCUUGAAAAUGAGAUAUCACAUGAGUCGAUUCAAAAAAAAAAUUCCAUGAUGGUCCCAGUCGCCAUCUUGAAAUUUUCGAAUGCCACCUUUAAGCUAAAAUAAAAUCCAUCCGAAUUUCAGCUUGCGAACUUGACUCGUUCAAAAAAUAAGUAGGAGGGAGGAACUGAUUUGAAAAGCACUGAGACUGAGUUAUAACAGUGUGACCGCAAUGUCUCUUGUGGUUUCAGGGCUGUAAAAUGUCAAUAUUUCAAAAUUCCACUGCCGAAAUUAGGAAAAAAUAUUAUUAAUUUUUCAUUGCAUUUGAGAAGUCACUCGACUAGGCACUUCAUGCAGGGUGGUAAAAUAUAUUUUGCGCUAAACAGAUGUUUGUGAUACCUUUGUGAGUAGUAGAACUGUCAGCGUCAAGUAAAUUGAAUGACGUGAUCGUUUUUGAAAGCUUGGCUCAUUUUACUUUGCCAAAGUAAGGGCUCCAUUUUUAAUGGUGGAUUCAUGCAGACAUCCUAAACGUAAACUAAUAUAUUUUUCACGAUAAGUCACCACAUUUUCGCGUCUAUUCAGGCAAACAGCUGAUCGGGAAAUGACGUCUUUGUAUUAAAAUUUUAACUGAUGGCAAUAAUGAAUCGAGUGAAACUCAGGACCAUAUUUAGAACUCUUUAACAUCAAACAUUAAUCAGACUCUUUUCACAUGCCUGACUAGAAAUAUACCUAUGACCAUCAUCAGCCAUACUGCUUGGAUAGUUUGUUUUUGUGUGUCGGAGCUUAUAUAAACAAAAUCGUUGUCAGAAAGUAUGAAUCUGUAGCGCACAAAAAAUAAUAAAAUACGUCUUUGUCCAGGGAUUUGACGUAGACAGAUCCGUUAGUGUUGUGUGUCAAGACACACACGGUAUGGGGUCAUUUGAAUGGCACUAAAUGAUCAGAUGAUAUUUGUUGACAUGUUUUGACGUAGUAUUGUCAAAAAUAGAUUACAGGCAACGUCGCCUUCAUGGCCCCUAUACACCAGGAGAACCGGCUUAAUGAAUAAAGAGAGCGCGGUGAUCGGAGUGUGUACCACCUACACUCCAUUUCACGAGUAUCCUUCACGUUUUGACGUCUACUGAGGUGAACAGCUGAUCAGCUAGUGACAUUUUUGUGUUAGUCUGCAACGUGGGCUAUAAUGAAUUGGGUGUAAAUCUGUAACGUUUUCUUUUUUGUAGGCAAAUGAACUUUUCUGAAUAAAAGAGCUUUUAGCAAAUACAAAGUGAAAAAACAAAAAAUAUGGCUCUGUCUAACUGGGAUUGACGAAUCCGUCAGAAUUAUGUGUCCUUUGCCGAUAUGGGGAAUUUUGAAAUAUUACUAGAUAACCUCAUUCUACCGUGAUGAAUGCUCGUGAAAUAGUGAAACUUUUAAUUUUUUAAUUGAUUUGAUACUAAACUGAAUCGUGAAGUCUCCCCCGUAGGACUCUAAAAGCUAAUCAGCUAGGUGUGAAUUUACCGGUUUCACGAAUAACUUCUGUUAUUUUUUCAAAACACCUGGAACAAAUUCUUGCAUAUUUUGAUUAUUCUUCGAUCAAUGUACCCCAUCUUCAAUGACUUAAUCCAUAAAUUUUGUCGGUCUUUGAACAAAAGUGAGUUUUCACCAGCACUUUGGAGAAUAGCAGGAAUUCCAGAAAAUGAUUAUGUUACUCUUGCCGCUCGUUAAACAAUUCAUCGCCGCACAAAGUGAGGCUUUUUCACAGUUUUUCACAAAUAACUAAAUAAGACGAACAAUUUCCGACAGAUUUCCGACUACUUGCAACAAGAAAUAAGCAAAAAUUGUUGAGUUAAUUUACAAUGAAUUAAAUGGGAAUCCGUUUGGGUUUAUAUGGCGGACCUGUUAAAGCACAUCAUUGCCAGAUGCUUAAAAAAACAACAAAUCACAGUUAAUUAAUAAAAGGGGUGGGAUUAGUUCAAAGAGCGUGGGGGGUGCCCUCUAUUCGCAAACCGUGUGAAAUGGCCCAGAACAUUACAUCCCAAAAAAAUUGGGAGAAAAUCCCCUACCAUGGCAAGCCGGUCAAAGCUCCACUGGUACUCCAGCCGUCAUGUUUCGGAGACGUUUAUACAACACGAACAGCAUUGUUGUAGCUUCUCCAGGUAUAUAGCGCUGCAUGAUCGCUUAUAUUAAUGUGUGAUGAUCUGUUGUUUUCUUAUAAAUAAGCUCCACUCUCUGAGAACUAUGGCCUUUUUCACGAAUAUCCAUUACGUUUUGACGUCUACUGAGGUAAGUAGCUGAUUAGCAAGUGACAUCUUUGUAUUAAACUAUGUAAUGUUGGCAAUAAUGAAUUAUGUGUGACUUGGGUAAACAAAAUAAGACUGUUUAUAGAUCUAGCGUUGACAGAUCCGUCAGGAUUUUGCGCCACUUAUCGAUAUGAGGUAUUUAGAAAUGUUACUAGAUAAUCAGCUGUUAUUUUCUGUCACAUUUGACAUAAUGGAUACUCGUGAAAAACACAAUAUACCUAACCUACAAUUUGACAACAGAUGACACAGAUCUCAAUUAUACCAAAGCUGUCACACUAGCUGUUUGAGACCCACCACACUAUACACUAUAUCACAUACAUACAAACUGGUAGGCAUGACAUUUUUUGAAAAUCACUGUAUGGAAAUUUAUUGUUUGCCUUUAUUUUAUUCAUAUCACAGGAUUUAACUACAAAUAAAAAAUGUAUGUGACACAAAUUGUUGCAUGAAACAGAGGGCUACAAAAUUCACUUAAUUACCUCUAACAUUUGGAAUUUUGAAGGUUGUCAAUUAUACAUGUCAGAAACUAAACCAACCAUCUCCAUUUUCCACAAUAUAGAGCAUUCUGUUAGCUCACUAAGAUUGCGCUAGUAUCAUAUUAUGUGUCACAUACUAUGUUAUGGAUUCUACCUCAAGUUACAAGAUCUUGUUUAAUAUAAAUUGCAUGAAUUCGCCAUAAGUCUACUUCCAUUUGCUAUAAUCUCCCCUGACGGGAGAAACAUGUGGCACCAUUUAAUCCAAAAGGCAAUCACUGCUUGAUAUAUUUCUUUAAUUAUCUUUUUUUUUUAUAUUUCUCAAACUACGCUUUUAUUUCAGUCAUAAUAAAGUAUUUCGAGUUAGAUGUAUUUAUGACUUCAUUUUUGAGAAAAUACAAUUUCGUAAUUCCAGGAAGAUCUGUAUAAAUUAUUGAAUUCAUCGUGUAAAUAAAUGUAUAUUAUUAGAUUUUAUGCAACCAGUUAGAUUUAUUUCUGAAGAUGCGUAUUUAGUUAUGAACUUAUUGCGAAAAUAUGUUCUGAUGUAAUCGAAUUUAUAACAUGAAAAUCGAUAUACCAUAUCGAAAGUUAUUUGUAACAGUUAUAUAUUAGUCUAUUUGUGCAAUGUUCAACUUUUAUAAAAAUUAAUGUAAUAUUCUUGUAGAUAUUUUGAUGAUAUUGUUACUUGUACU